AUGUAUUAUUAUUUCAUGAAGAAUGGUAUCCCCUCACACAACAACCUAUAUAUCUUUAACGGUGAUUUUGUAGAUCGAGGAAAAAAUUCCAUGGAGGUCCUGAUGACCUUGUUUGUGAGUUUCCUCACCUGUCCCGAUUACGUGCACUUGAACAGAGGGAACCAUGAAGAUUCUAUGAUGAAUCUGAGAUAUGGCUUCACAAAAGAAAUUUUGCAUAAAUAUAAGAUAUAUGGAGCACAAAUCUUAAAAACCUUAGAAGAAGUCUAUACCUGGCUCCCAAUUGGUACGAUCAUUGACAAUGAAAUCCUGGUUGUACAUGGUGGGAUAUCAGAGUCCACAGACUUGAAUUUGCUCCAACGUAUAGACAGACACAAAAUGAGUUCCGUGCUGAUACCACCAGUAGAAAUUAGAGACCAAGCCACCAAAUCAAAAGAAAAUAAAACUGGUGAAUCUGCUACUACGCCUGAGAGAUCCAAAGCAAAUGCAUCCUCUUCUGAUCAUUUAUCAAAGCAUGAAUGGGAACAGGUUGUUGAUAUUCUGUGGAGUGAUCCAAGAACCAAAAAUGGCUGUUACCCAAACACAUGUCGAGGAGGGGGCUGCUAUUUUGGACCGGAUAUUACCGCCAAGAUUCUUAGUAAACACUGUUUGAAGUUGCUCAUUAGAUCUCAUGAAUGUAAGCCCGAAGGGUAUGACAUCUGCCAUAAUGGGAAGGUUGUUACCAUAUUUUCUGCUUCCAAUUAUUAUAAAGAAGACAGCAAUCGAGGAGCUUAUAUCAGACUAUAUGCUGGUACAGUUCCUCAAUUUUACCAAUUCCAAACAACUUCGGAAACGUGCCUGAAACCUCUUUGCGAAAGGAUGAAUAUUCUAGAAAUCAAUGCCAUCAGGGUAUUAAAAGAGAGAAUAAUUUCACAAAAAACCGACCUCACUCAUGCUUUUCAGCUUCAAGACCACGGAAAAUCAGGAAAACUUUCUCAGGGCCAAUGGGCCUUGUGUAUGGAGAGCGUUUUGGGGCUGCAGUUACCAUGGAGAACUUUGAGGCCGCAUUUGGUGAACACAGACAACGACGGCAACGUUGACUAUCUAUCCAGUUUCCAGGAUGUCCACAUCAAGAAACCUGUACAAGAGGUUCAAUCUACUGUAAUUGAAACUCUAUACAAAUACCGAUCUAACCUGGAAUUUCUGUUUAAUAUCAUCGACUCUGAUCAGUCAGGACUGAUCUCCAUAGAAGAGUUUUGUGAGACGUGGAAAAUUUUUAGUUCUCACUACGGUGUUCCUAGUGAUGAUGCCCAAAUUGAAGAGCUCGUCAAGAAAAUGGACUUCAACAAAGAUGGAAGCAUUGACUUUAAUGAGUUUUUAAAGGCUUUCUAUGUAGUGCAUAAACAUGAUACAUUGAAACCAGACGAGGACCUUGCUGAAGACAAAGGAGAGCUUCCCUCAGGUUCCUCGUAA
Molecule: messenger RNA, 1449 nt
Organism: Propithecus coquereli (Coquerel's sifaka)
Lineage: Eukaryota; Metazoa; Chordata; Mammalia; Primates; Indriidae
Gene: PPEF1
Product: protein phosphatase, EF-hand calcium binding domain 1
Exons: 11
Coding region: 1-1449 (482 amino acids)
Cellular component (GO): cytosol; nucleus
Molecular function (GO): calcium ion binding; protein serine/threonine phosphatase activity
Source: RefSeq, a predicted model, not a curated record